Cryptomeria japonica (Japanese cedar) is the source of this 1326-nucleotide messenger RNA. RefSeq names its product putative disease resistance protein At4g10780. The record is from RefSeq and is a predicted model, not a curated record. The coding region runs from base 1 to 1326 and encodes 441 amino acids. Gene Ontology annotation, molecular function: ADP binding. The transcript is spliced from 2 exons. Gene Ontology annotation, biological process: defense response to fungus. Lineage: Eukaryota; Viridiplantae; Streptophyta; Pinopsida; Cupressales; Cupressaceae.
AUGGAUUUUGAGGAGAAUUAUGCUCUUGUAGCAAGAAUGGAAGCUAUCAGAAUUUUUUUGACUUUUGCAACACAGAAGGAUUUAAGAGCCUAUCAAAUGGAUGUGAAAACAAGCAGAAAGAUCAGGCGACUCGUUGAGAAGGUUGAAAAGCAUGUAGCCUCCACGCUUUUUGUUGCUUUUUUGCACCAACUGCAGCAGCAUGUGGCAAAUCAGCAAGUGCUUGAGCAGAUUAGAGAGAAGGUGGAUUGUCUUAAUCUGUGUACUUCAGCACUUGCCGGUGCAUCAGAAGAUCUCUUUCCAUCCCCUUCUUCAGCCUCUCCUAACAAGAAGUAUAUUGAGGAGGCACUUGUUGUUGGACAAGAUUCUGCAUUAAUAAGACGUGUGGAGCUGAUUCAUUCACAGCAGCACAAAAGUCUGUCUCGUUUCGGUCUAGUUGGGAAGGGCGGGGCCGGUAAGACUCUACUACUCAAACGAGUCUUCAACAGUGACCAGUUACAGAGUCUCUUUUGCAAUGACUUGAUGCUUUGGCUUACUGUUUCACAAACUCCAUCGUUUAGCGCUCUCAGAAAUCAUCUUGUGAAACAAAUAGCUUUUAAAGUAAGGGAAAGAUUGUACAGUAGAGAGGAAGAACAUUUCGAAACUUGGUUGAAUGAAUGUAUGAGGAAACACAAGUUUGCAUUGGUUCUAGAUGAUGUUUGGGAAACGAGUGCAACUUCGUUGUUAGAGGAGCCGUGUGUGCCUCACUUUCCACACCACAAUUCCAAUAUCAUCAUUGCCUCUUCCAGAACUAUUACUGUGCUCUCACAGUUGGGUGUUCCACCUUUAUUAGUCAUCCAAAUGCAAGACUUGAGUGAGGAUCACAGCUGGAGAUUAUUUUCGUCCCAUGCUUUCUUACACAGCGAGGGAGCUUUGCCUAUGAGCAUCGACCAAGAAAUAGCGAGGCGUGUAUGCAACGAGUGCGUGGGGGGUCCUCCAUUGGCUCUUAAAGUAGUCGGGCAGGCAAUGGCGGGCAUCACUCGGUCAAAUGAAAGGGACUUGGUAGUCAACAGAUUGCAGAGUGAUGCUACAAACUCGCUCUACGGCAAGUUGAGACUAAGCUACGAUGCUUUGGCCGACGUGGCUGGCUGUGGCAUUGCUUUGCAGCUGUGCUUUCUAUGCAUCGCUGCCUACCCAGAAGACAAUAUCAUAUCUCCUACAUAUGCUACUGCCUACUGGAUUGGAGAAGGAUUGGUAACCGGUCCGAAACCUUUCCAAAUUGGAGAGAUGUACAUUAAUUUGUUAGUUGACCGAUGCCUUAUUGAACCAGUGAAGAAGAAUUACGAGUGA